This is a messenger RNA of Protobothrops mucrosquamatus (brown spotted pit viper), 1449 nucleotides long. RefSeq names its product acyl-CoA (8-3)-desaturase-like. The coding region runs from base 12 to 1361 and encodes 449 amino acids. Gene Ontology annotation, biological process: lipid metabolic process. Gene Ontology annotation, molecular function: oxidoreductase activity, acting on paired donors, with oxidation of a pair of donors resulting in the reduction of molecular oxygen to two molecules of water. The transcript has 12 exons. Gene Ontology annotation, cellular component: membrane. NCBI's taxonomy places the organism in Eukaryota, Metazoa, Chordata, Lepidosauria, Squamata, Viperidae. The record is from RefSeq and is a predicted model, not a curated record.
UUCCAGCCAGGAUGCCCCCUCAAUCAGGAGCCAGUGCAGGGAAGCCAGAGAUUGAGUCAGGGGUCCCACGGCUCUUCACCUGGGAGGAGGUGGGGCUCCGCACAGGCAAUGGAGGCUUGAAGGAAGAGAGAUGGCUGGUAAUCAACCGAAAAGUCUAUGAUGUCAGUCAGUUCUAUUUGCAGCAUCCAGGUGGGCCUCGCCUCAUCAGACACUAUUCUGGACAAGAUGCCACGGAUGCCUUUGCAGCUUUCCACAAAGAUGAGGAUCUGGUAAAGAAAUAUUUGAAUUCCCUCCUAAUUGGAGAGCUUGCCCCAGAUCAACCGUGCUGUGAGCCCACCAAAAAUGAAAUGCUGGUAAAGGAUUUUCAUGAACUGCGUGCAACAGUGGAGAAGAUGGGGCUCUUGAAGUCAAGAUUCAGCUUUUUUGUUUUCAUGUUUCUGCAUGCUUUCCUACUGGACAUUACAUCUUGGUUUACUAUCUGGUAUUUUGGAAAAUCCUGGAUGCCUUUCCUUCUUGGAGUAGCAAUUUUCACCAUUGGACAGAUACAAUAUGGUUUUCUCCAGCAUGAUCUUGGCCAUGUGUCAGUCUUUGAAAAGCUCAAGUGGAACAGAGUAGCUCACUAUGUGGUGCUUGGCAUUCUUAAGGGAGGACCAGUGAGUCAAUGGAACCACAUGCAUAACCAGCAUCACGCCAAACCCAAUUGCUUCCGCAAGGACCCUGAUCUCAACACGCACCCAUUCCUUUUCAGCCUGGGGAAGAAACUUUCUUUGGAGCUGGGAAGGAAGAAAAAGAAGUAUAUGCCUUACCAGUACCAACAUAAUUACUUUGCCUUUUUUGCACCAUUGUUAUUUACGGUUGGCGUCCAAGUGGUUACCUAUCGCUAUAUAUUUCAAAGAAAAAAAUGGUUGGAGCUGUUUACCAGUCUUUUCUAUAACUUCCGUGUCUGCCUCAUGUAUGUUCCUUUAAUGGGAUUUAAGAGCUUUAUGGUUUACUUCUGGUUAUCCAGGUAUUUAGAAUAUGCAUGGUUUGUCUGGAUCUCACAGAUGAACCACAUUCCAAUGAAUAUUGACUAUGAUCAGAAUUUAGAUUGGUUCUCUGCACAGCUCUCAGCAACAUGUAAUGUGGAUCAAUCUCUAUUCAAUGACUGGUACACUGGGCACUUAAAUUUCCAGAUUGAACAUCAUCUUUUCCCAACCAUGCCUCGUCACAAUUAUUACAAGGUGGCUCCCCUGGUGAAAUCCCUGUGUGCCAAGCAUAACAUUAAGUAUGAGUGCAAGCCCAUGAUCACUGCUUUUGCAGAUAUAUGGCGCUCCCUGAAGGAAUCAGGAAAGGUUUGGCACAAUGCUUAUUACCAGGAAUAAAAUAAAUACCAGCGAGGAAUUGGGAUGGCUCCAUUGUUAUGAACACCUGCUGUUCUCUCUUAGCCUUUGUGAUUUUAAAAUAAUUUUA